This is a messenger RNA of Amorphotheca resinae ATCC 22711, 1767 nucleotides long. RefSeq lists its product as hypothetical. Bases 1 to 1767 code for a protein of 588 amino acids. Gene Ontology annotation, biological process: regulation of DNA-templated transcription. The transcript has 3 exons. The record is from RefSeq and is a predicted model, not a curated record. Gene Ontology annotation, molecular function: DNA-binding transcription factor activity, RNA polymerase II-specific; zinc ion binding. NCBI's taxonomy places the organism in Eukaryota, Fungi, Ascomycota, Leotiomycetes, Helotiales, Amorphothecaceae.
AUGGUGCGUCGAUCGGGCCGCAGCAGAGGGUGCAAGGUCUGUCUGCAACGCAGGAUCAAGUGCGAUGAAGUAUCUCCAGAAUGCGGGCAAUGCUUGCGGGCGGGAAAGCAGUGCCCUGGCCCUCUGGUCGGCCCCAUCCUCCUAGAGAUGGGGGCUCAAGCUGCAAGGCGAACCAAACGCCCAUCUCCUCACGAUCCAGACCCCAAGGAUAAGGAGGGACCUGAGAGGAGAAGAUCUCCCGCAAGAGCCGCACUCCGAGAGCGCCACAAAGGGGGAUCCCCCGAGGGUCACGUUGCCCAGACUGAUAUCAUCACCAGUCCCCUUCCACAAGUAUCUACGCCCGAACAUAUCUCCUCCACAGACCCCGUCAACCUCGUCAACUCUGACAAUGAUGGCCCCUCAGACUGCGAUAGGGCUAUGUGGCGUAUGCCCUCCCUCUACAAUCCUCCCCGAUGUGACAUCUUCCAGCAACACUUCCUUGCGCAUUUCAUCUCCUCCUUCGGCAAGAACCACCCCGGAAACAUGCAGCGGACAUGGAUGCAUGAGCUCCCUCUCGUCCUUAAUACGCACCCUUCUUCUUCCGUCAACUACGCUAUCCGCGCCGCCACUAUGGCCUUCUAUGGCAGUCUUGUCAAUGACGAGAGCAUCCAGAUAGAGGCGUGCAAGUGGUAUGCUCGCGGAUUGGUAGGUCAGAGGAGUCAGAUUUCGGGGUUAGAGGCUGGAUUAACGGGGUCAGCGGACCCAGGAGGUGCUGCCGUUGCAGAGGUUAACAUCCCUAGUGAGGAGGCCAUCUGCACAUCGAUUAUGCUUGGAUAUUUCGAGAUCUCAUGCUCUACGACACCCCUCGGCUGGUUCCAACAUAUCCAAGGUGCAGCAAGGUUGCUGGAGAUGAGAGGGCCGCAAAACUGCCAGAUAGGGAUCGCUCACCGAAUGUUCCGGACAGUGAGAUUAAAUAUGGUCUACGACUCGAUCGAGAAGCGAACCCCCUCCAUCUUCGCCUCCAGUGCCUGGUGCGUAAUCCCCUUCUCUGUCCACCCCAAAACUCUUCCGGACACUGUCAUCGAUGUCCUCAUGGCCAUUCCCGACUGCAUGGCUCUCUACGACCGUCUCGCAGCCGAUAAAUGCCAAAGCCCUCAACUUGCACGCAUGCUUGGUGUUCGCAUUUCUACCCUUCUCAGAACCCUCUCUGAAUUCUGGACUGCCUACCAGGAUUUUAUGGGUCAUCACGCAGCAGAUCCAAGUUUGAAGGCACAGAGGCAACCUCACGAGGAGGGGCUCCAUGAUGGCAGUUUCGUGGCAACGACCAUUGCACGAUACCACGCCGCCAACGCAAUCCUCUACUCCUUGUUACAGGACCUCCAGCGUAUCUUCCCAUCACUAGCCAUCCCACCUCCUGAAGCCCCUCAACCGGCCAUACACCGGACAAUCCUCGACACAGCCGAGCUCUCUGCAAGAGUCAAAGCACACUCCACCGCUGUUCUCUCGGUUCUUGAGUUUCUCCGGCCCGGGCUCGCAGAGAACGCUAGUCUCCUGCAGAUGGUCUUCCCGCUGCUGAUCGUCAACCCACUCAGCUGGCAGGAGGACCAGCGUGAGCGAGUUGAACGAGGUCUGGCCAAAUUAGGGUGGGGUGGUGCUGUUAGGAAGAGUAUUUCUGGCUCUGGAAAUAGCACCGCACGAACGGAACUACUGAGCGAGGCUAGUACGUGGUAUAUUAACAGUGAAGUAUCGAAUGUGUGUGUGGAUAGACUCAACGAGGGAAGUGGAUAG